AGAAAUGCUGUGAGAAAGUGGCACCACUUUGUAGAAGAAAUGUAAAAUCCGGACCGAUUUCAAGUGUGACCCCGUAACACGGCACCUGGUGCGCUCCAGGGGCAGCGAAAUGGAUACGGCGCGCAGCACCGUCUGUCGCAAUUCGCGGACUGGGGCAAACGAAUCCAAAAUGGUUGCGAUCGAUUUUAAAACAAUCUGCCGUAUCUGUGGCAAAUCGGAAGAAACGCUCACGUCGGUGCACUCGCGCUACCAGAGCGACCUGCGGGGAAAGAUUGCGAAACACCUGAGCAUAGAUAUCGCCGAGAACGAUCGACUACCGACAAAGAUUUGCUUCUGCUGCAAGGACAUCAUCACGAAGUGGCACGAUCUGUUCGAGAAAUGCCGUUCAAUGGAGCAAAGGUUCAUCACUGUUCUGAAGUCGUGUGAAGAAGUGCAACACGAGGCCACGGUUUCCGCUGCAGAGCCCACAGAAGCGGAAAAACCUAGUACACCCGAAUCGGUGGCCGAAGAGAGUGACACACCGGAGAAGAACACGUCAACACCGGAGAAGUCCUUAUCGCAAUCAGAACAGCCGGAUGCAAAGAAAAGCAAAAAAACUCCGUUACGACCGAAACCUGUAGAUUGCACGUUCUGUAAGUCCGAUCCGACCGCUCGGGUUCAUCGAUUCGCCUCGCAAACGGUUCUGGUAGAUCACAUGAAGGAUCAGCAUUGGGAUCAGAUAUUUCAUUGCGAGCAGUGCGACAACUAUCUGGACCGCGCGAAGCUCAUAGAGCACAUGACAAUGCACGCACUGAGUUUGGUGCUUCCGGUACCGUCGGGAGGUAGCGAACCGGAGGGAGGAGCCAGUGCCGAUUCGGGCUCGGCCGCCGGCGACGAAGAGCCCGACGGUGAGCUAGAGGAAGCGGAAGGAAGCCAGCAAACGACGGAGCUAAAGUCGGGUGAAGGAAGCACCAAUAAGGAAAACGACGAGAAAGAGGAAGUGACGGUGGGCGAGCUGAAGGGACUGGAUUCUCGCAAGCUGUACUGUUACAUCUGCGAAAAGACGCUCGCCAACCGGAGCGCCUACUCGUACCACGUGAAUCAGGUGCAUCUGAACAUCAAAAACUUCGACUGCAGCUUCUGUGAGAAAAAGUUCGGUAAUCGGCGGCUGCUGAACAACCACAUUGCCAACGUGCACUCGCGGGAGCGCAACUUUAGCUGUAACGUGUGUGCCAAGCGCUUCAAGACGAACGUGGCCCUGUACAACCACUCGCGGGUACACGACGACAAGCUGCAGUUUAGCUGUCGGUUUUGCGACAAAAAGUUCCGCUUCCGGAAUCACUUGGUCAGCCACGAGCUGAUCCAUCUGGAUGAGCGCAGCUUUUCUUGUGGCCAGUGUAGCAAGAAGUUCAACACGAACGAGUGUCUGCAGAAGCACAAACUGACGCACGUGACGACGGAACCGUACCAGUGUCCGCUGUGCGGGUUCAGCACCAAGCAAAAGCGCUACCUGGUGAUGCACGCGAAGCGCAUCCACAUGGUACGAUAAGGGAGGUGCUGUUCGGGAGAAAAACGGAAAUACUCUAUUCCCGGUAAGUGGUAAGUAAUUUAUGAAUCAUUUUAGCAGAAAUAUAACAAGAGAAACGCGAACAGAAAGAAAGAGUGGAGCAGAGGGUUCGUAGAGGGAUCCACGACAGCACGACACAGGAUCGGCACGACGACGAGUACGGGCAGAGACAGAAGAGCGUGAAGAUCCGACUAAACCAUUCUCUUAGCUACCGGUGUACCUGAAAAUGAAAGAGGAAACUAAAAAAACACUAGAUCAUAGGCGGAAAGUAAUUGUCGUAGGAACAUUGUGGUCAUCUUAGCGGAAUCGAAAUCAAAUAACGAACUCGUAGGAUAAACGUAGCCGAAAGCUUAACAAAACAUGCAUACGAACCUAAUCAAGCAUUUGUAGCAUUUUAAGAGAGCCAUGUGACAUGACAUCAAUGUAAUCGUACCGUACUUCGUGUUGCCAGAGCCGUAUGCGUUACUCGGAAGUGCUUCUGUUGUGCGAAGUACCGUCGUUCGGUUGUAGGAUUAUUUGUUUUGUUUUUAAAUUAUGCCCGGCAUAAAUGCAUCCGUUACGUUAUACGUUCGCCGCGGAGCCGAAGGUGGUCGUGGUGUGUGCGCCACACACCAUUUUCCGUUUUGCAUUUUUCAACUGCCAGUAUUUAUCCACAGCUGUGUGGUGAACGUUU
Molecule: messenger RNA, 2219 nt
Organism: Anopheles cruzii
Lineage: Eukaryota; Metazoa; Arthropoda; Insecta; Diptera; Culicidae
Product: zinc finger protein OZF-like
Exons: 2
Coding region: 110-1528 (472 amino acids)
Cellular component (GO): nucleus
Molecular function (GO): zinc ion binding
Source: RefSeq, a predicted model, not a curated record